This is a messenger RNA of Medicago truncatula (barrel medic), 880 nucleotides long. Its product is annotated as chaperone protein dnaJ 11, chloroplastic. The coding region runs from base 94 to 579 and encodes 161 amino acids. The transcript has a single exon. The record is from RefSeq and is a predicted model, not a curated record. Lineage: Eukaryota; Viridiplantae; Streptophyta; Magnoliopsida; Fabales; Fabaceae.
CACAAUCUCUCAGCACAUAACACAAUCACAAGAGUUCCAACAUUGCGUAUUCCCAUUUAACCCCUCUCUCGUGACUUUCUAUUCAAUUUUCUGAUGACGGCAACACUCAGCCUCGCCGGUAUCUCCGUCGUCAGGCCACUUCGUUUCUCCGACGACUGUUCCACCUCCGCAAGAUUCAUUGCGAAACCGAGUUCCAAUAUCUCAAAUCGGCGCCGGAUUUCAAUCCGAGCAGUAACGGCGGCAGUCGAGACACGGCGGCCGGCGACUAGCUUAUACGAAGUUUUACGACUGAAUCCAGGCGCAUCAGCGAUGGAGAUUAAAUCUGCUUACCGGAGUCUUGCGAAGGUUUACCAUCCCGAUGCGGCGGCGCGGAGGUUACAGGAGUGUAACGACGGUGACUUCAUCGAGAUCCGCAACGCUUAUGAAACUCUCUCUGAUCCAUCUUCGAGACAGAUUUACGAUCUGUCGCUAAUGGUGCACGGCGGAAGAAACCGGCGGUUUACGGCGGCGCCGGUGAUGCAGAAACGGAAUUCUGGUUUUUAUACGAAUCGGAGAUGGGAAACGGAUCAAUGUUGGUAGAAAGCGUUGAAGUUGUUUUGAAUAUUAACAAAGAAUUUCAAAAGAAAAGAGAAAAAAAGAAAGAAAAAAAAGUUAGGAAAAAUAGUGUGAGUGAUGAGAUUUGAAGUUACUAAAUUUAGAUGGAGUAAAGUGAAAACAAAAAAUUGCGUAGAUUAUGUCCCUUUUUUCUUUUUGUGAGAAAUGUAAAUGUUUUUUCUCUCAAAUUUUUGUACUGGGCUAUUCUUCAUUUCUUGUUCACUGCAAUUUUAGAAAGGAAAAAAAAAAAAAAAAACAAUAUGGUACAUGGAAACCAAAUUCUUCA